UGUGUAUAAAAGAGCAAAGCAGAGUUGAUGUUCUGCAUCUGUUGAGUAGUUUUUCACAGGAGCAUCUUCGUCUUAGACCCAGGACACAUCCACCUGUAAGUCAGAAAAUGGCUGUUCAGUAUGAAGUGACCAUCCACAUCAAAGACGAUUGGUGUUACACUGUGAUCGGAUCACUGUACACGACUCUGGUGGGCAAAGAGGGGGAGAGUGACAGAGUAGAAAGCUCUACACCAUUUAGGCCCUUGAACAAAUUUGUGUUUAAAAUCACUGUGAAGUGCACUAAGGACAUUGGAGACCUGUUGAUGAUAAGUAUUGAAAGGUUUCAUCACGGCCUCAUUCCAUACACUUGGAAGCCUGAAAAGGUGGAGGUGAAGUCUCCCUCUGGGCAUGUCUACACUUUCGGUGGCUAUCAAUGGUUCUCUGGCCAGAACAUGUACUUGUUCCAAGAGGAAACAGCUUUGUUGAGCAUGAAUUCUGAACUUCGUAAAGUGUGUCGAGAGGAAAUUGAUGAACGAAGAAAAAUCUAUUGCUGGAGCACUUACAAAAGCAAAUGGCCAAGUUGCAUAGAUGCAGAAUCUGCAGCAUCUCUACACCUUGGCAAGUGCGACCUUAUAACAAGAAUUACGAAGCGUGAACCCCUUGCGGUUGCAGGUGUGGUGGAGCUGGAAUUAACCAAAGGUAUGCACGCUGACAACUUUACAGAGAUGAGUCAAAUUGAAGAUCUCCACAAGCAUCACAUGACUCCAACAUCUGAGUACGUCAUGAACCAUUGGAAGGAGGACGACUUCUUUGGCUACCAAUUUCUAAACGGGGUCAACCCCAUGGUGAUCAGACGCAUCAAAGCUCUGCCUGGAAACUUUCCUGUCACUGAUGAAAUGGUCUUCAGCAAUGGCUUAUUCACUCUGAACUCUGAGAUGCAGAAGGGAAACAUAUUCCUGUGUGACUACAAGAUUCUGGAAGAUGUGUCAACAAGUACCAUCAACGAUAAAGAGCAGUUCUUGGCUGCUCCCCUGGUUUUGCUCCACAAGGAUGAGAAUGAUAAUAUGAUGCCCAUUGCCAUCCAGCUGAAGCAGGAAGGAGAAAACAAUCCCAUCUUUCUCCCCACUGACUCCGAAUAUGACUGGCUGCUGGCAAAGACGUUUGUGAGAAGUGCAGAAUUCAACCUGCAUGAGAUCGACUAUCACCUGCUUCGCACUCACCUCCUGGCUGAGGUUUUCAUUGUUUCCCUGAACAGGAACCUCCCCAGUGUUCACCCUAUUUACAAGCUUCUUGUCCGCCACACACUAGACACUCUGCAGAUCAACAAUGGGGCUCGAACUCUUCUUGUAUCAGAUAAUGGAAUUCUGACGGAGAAUUCAGCAGCAGGUAAAGACGGUAUCAACACCAUCGUUCAGAGAGCUCUCCAAACGAUGACCUACGCUUCUCUCUGCUUCCCUGAUGACAUCAAGGAGAGAGAUCUGGAGGAUGUGCCAAACUUCUACUACAGAGAUGAUGGACGCAAACUGUGGGACUGCAUGCACCAGUUUGUGAAUGACAUUCUUGGGCUCUAUUAUAAAAAUGAUGACUUGGUGAAGAACGACGAAGAGCUGCAGGACUGGAUUAAAGACAUCUUUCAACAUGGAUGUUUUGACCAGGAAAAGUCUGGAAUCCCAAAAGAAAUCACCUCCCUGGUUGACCUGGUCAAGUAUGUCACUAUGGUGAUGUUCACUUGCUCUGCACAGCAUGCAGCUGUGAAUUUUGGUCAAUUUGACUUUUAUGGAUGGAUGCCAAAUGGCCCUUCCACAAUGCAGGUGGCCCCUCCCACAGAGAAAGGGAAGAUCGAAGACAAAGACGCUCUUCUUGAACUCCUGAAAGCCUUACCAGACUAUAGAAUUGCAGUAAAAAGCAUGGAAACUGUUUGGCUGCUCAGCGCGCCAACUCCUGAAAAGAAUUACCUUCCUGACUUCGAUUUUAAGGAUUUCACUGAGCACGCACCCCGCCAGAAGAUUAAAAAUUUCCAGGAGAAACUCGCAGAGCUCAGUAACAUCAUCCAGACAGGAAACCAAGAGCUACGGUGCAAAUAUCCCUACCUAGACCCAAAUCAGGUGGAAAACAGUAUAAGCAUUUAAUGUGGUUAUUAAUGCGGGAGAGGGCAAUUCUUUCAUCUCAAUAAAAUCAGCUUCAUUCAUUUAUUUUACAUUGACUUUUUGGAAUUUAGAUGAUAUCAAAGACCAACACAGGUCUGCUCUAUUGUGGCAGUGCACCUCAAAUAGUGGGGCGCGCCCCCCAGGAUGCUUGGGGGGGGGCUUGAUAAAAAGAUUUGAGAAGCACUGCAUUAUGGGUUUUAAAUCUUAUGGGGUUUUUCUCUUUCUUUUUUUCCUGUAACUUUGUAACUUAAACCAAAUAAAAUUCAUGACUUCCAAACGAA
Oryzias latipes (Japanese medaka) is the source of this 2407-nucleotide messenger RNA. Its product is annotated as polyunsaturated fatty acid lipoxygenase ALOX15B-like. Gene Ontology annotation, molecular function: oxidoreductase activity, acting on single donors with incorporation of molecular oxygen, incorporation of two atoms of oxygen; protein binding; iron ion binding. The record is from RefSeq and is a predicted model, not a curated record. Lineage: Eukaryota; Metazoa; Chordata; Actinopteri; Beloniformes; Adrianichthyidae. Gene Ontology annotation, biological process: lipid oxidation.